AUGUCGGAAAUUACGCUCAAGAACCAGCUCGACUCACCUCUUCUUCGCCUCCCAGCCGAAAUUCGAAACAAGAUCUACACCUACGUUUCGCUCUCUACGAAGAUCGAAGUGAUAGGAGUCUUGGAAGACCUGUCUCCAAAUUACACCUUCUAUCUACGAGCUCCGGGAUUUGUCAAAAGCUGCAAGCAGAUCCACCACGAAGCCACGACGUUGCUCUACAGUCUAGCCACUUUCGACAUCACCAACCACAGCUGGGGCUUCCUGCGCCAGAGUGGCUUCAUUCGCACCAUUCGCACCCUAAUUACCUCAAUCAGGAUGUCGGGUUUCUUGGCUGAUUCCGUAAUUUCUGGUCGUGAACGUUCACGUCCUUGGGGAUCAGCGUCAUCAGCAGGAGACCUACCAGGUCUUGAGAGAGUGCACUUACAGAGUGUAUACUGGGGUCGGAAGGACAACUAUUCAGCAGCUAUGAGCAAAUGGUUUGAAAAUGAAUCACUCGAGAUCAUCUUUGAUCAUUACGCUGGCUAG
Alternaria triticimaculans is the source of this 525-nucleotide messenger RNA. RefSeq lists its product as uncharacterized. The record is from RefSeq and is a predicted model, not a curated record. The transcript is spliced from 2 exons. Bases 1 to 525 code for a protein of 174 amino acids. Lineage: Eukaryota; Fungi; Ascomycota; Dothideomycetes; Pleosporales; Pleosporaceae.